AUGGACGUCAAGUCCUACAGAGGAGCCCACUGUGCGUCAGACCACUUCCUCAUUGUGUGCAGGCUUAAACUCAUGUUCACGUACAUGCAUAAGAGCAAGGGGACACUAGAGCCUGCAUUGAAUGCUGAGAAACUACGAGAAAGUUCCAUUAAAGAACAAUAUGCUAUAGAAAUCAAAAACCGUAAUGAGGUCCUAGAGACCCUGGAAGCAAUAGAGAACGUGGAGGAAAAGUGGAAAGAAAUAAAGUCCAUGGUAUUAAGUGUAGCGGAGGAUAUAUUGGGAAGAAAGAAGAUGAUGAAGAAGAGAAAAUGGUUAAACGAGACAUGCCAGAAGGCUACAGAAAAGAGAGGGAAGGUGAGGAAGAAGUGGCUAGCUGACAGGGAGAAUCAGCAGAAAAGGGAACAUUUUAUCAACGUCAGAAGGGAGACAAAGCGAAUCCUAAGAGCAGAGAAGAGAAUAUAUCCAACCAGUUUGCUAGAACAAGUUGAGGCAGAGAGCCAAAUCAAGAAUGCAAGGCAAUUCUUCCAAUAA
Schistocerca serialis cubense is the source of this 531-nucleotide messenger RNA. RefSeq lists its product as uncharacterized. The coding region runs from base 1 to 531 and encodes 176 amino acids. NCBI's taxonomy places the organism in Eukaryota, Metazoa, Arthropoda, Insecta, Orthoptera, Acrididae. The transcript has a single exon. The record is from RefSeq and is a predicted model, not a curated record.